AUGGGAAACCCCGAAUGGCUUGAAUACGGCGUGCCGACGCUCGACCGUCCUUUUGGCCUGGCUCUAUGGCCCAUUUUCGAAAAGGUCUUUGAGCCCAUUGCGGGCUACAAGCCCCAGGACUUCCGCUUCGAGCAGGGCGUCACACCGCUCUCGACCUUCAAGACGUGUGUUGUCACACUUGUUGUAUACUACAUUGUAAUUUUCGGCGGCCGGGAGCUUAUGCGCAAUCGCGAGCCCUUCAAGCUCAGCUUUCUCUUCAAGCUACACAACUUUUACCUCACCGCCAUUAGCGGUACACUGUUGCUGCUUUUUGCCGAGCAGAUCAUCCCCACGGUUGUCAGGAAGGGUCUUUUCUUCGCCAUCUGCGACCACGAGGGCGGCUGGACUGACAAGCUGGUUAUCCUCUACUACCUCAACUACCUCACCAAGUUCCUCGAGCUGAUUGACACCUGCUUCCUGUUCUUGAAGAAGAAGCCUUUGACUUUCCUCCACACCUACCACCAUGGCGCGACGGCCCUCCUCUGCUACACCCAGCUCAUUGGCCACACCCCCGUCUCAUGGCCCGUCAUCACCCUGAACUUGGCGGUUCACGUUGUCAUGUACUGGUACUACUUCCAGAGCGCCCGAGGCAUCCGCAUCUGGUGGAAGAAGUACAUUACCGUCGGCCAAAUCACCCAAUUCGUCCUUGAUCUUGGCUUCAUCUACUUUGCGUCAUGGACCUACUUCACCAGCACCUACUGGCCCCACAUCCCCAACAUGGGCAAGUGCGCUGGUGAGGAGUUUGCCGCCAUCUCUGGCAUCUGCAUUAUCACUUCGUACCUGUUCCUCUUCCUGGCAUUCUACUUUGCCACAUACAAGAAGCCGGUUCCCAAGGGCCGCCGCAGGGCUACCAGCGCUCUCGUGGAAAUGAAGGACGAGAAGGUCCCCACCGUUGGCGAGGCUCGCAGGCGCCUUUCGAUCACCCGUGGCGCCGCUGCUACUGGAUCUUCGCCCAACGGCACUCCCAACGGCCGGGCGACGCGCAGCCGCAAGGCGUAA
Messenger RNA from Bipolaris zeicola 26-R-13, 1038 nucleotides. RefSeq lists its product as uncharacterized. The record is from RefSeq and is a predicted model, not a curated record. Gene Ontology annotation, molecular function: fatty acid elongase activity. Gene Ontology annotation, cellular component: endoplasmic reticulum membrane. Gene Ontology annotation, biological process: very long-chain fatty acid biosynthetic process; fatty acid elongation, saturated fatty acid; sphingolipid biosynthetic process. The transcript has 4 exons. The coding region runs from base 1 to 1038 and encodes 345 amino acids. NCBI's taxonomy places the organism in Eukaryota, Fungi, Ascomycota, Dothideomycetes, Pleosporales, Pleosporaceae.